This is a messenger RNA of Penicillium digitatum Pd1, 891 nucleotides long. It is a transcript of the gene midA, whose product is annotated as putative cell wall protein. The record is from RefSeq and is a predicted model, not a curated record. NCBI's taxonomy places the organism in Eukaryota, Fungi, Ascomycota, Eurotiomycetes, Eurotiales, Aspergillaceae.
AUGCGUUUAUCCAAGCUCUCGCUUCUCAUCCAGGCUCUGCUGGUGACUGCGGUCGCAGCCCAGAGUGCUGGUGUCUCCAACAUCGCGUCGGAUGUCACAACUCAGACCACUUCAUCAUCCUCUUCUCAAGCGCCCGAAACUACAUCGACGACUUCGUCAACGUCUUCUACAACAUCUGAAAAGACUUCUACCGAACCAACUACCACCGCCCAGCCUACUACCACUACGACUUCUUCCGUCUCCAGCGAGCCUACCACGGAAUCUACCGCUGAUUCUACCACUGAGUCUGCGACUGAGUCUACCACGGAGUCUACCGCCGAGUCUACCACCGAGUCUACCAUUGAGCCUACCACAACAGCAGAGCCUUCCUCCACUCUGGAGGCUAUCGUCUCUUCGACCACUUUCGACACUCAGCCCACCGCGUCCAAAACCAAGAGCGAUAGCCAUAGCACCACUACAUCUCAGAGUACCACGACUACCCAGACCCCGAUCGUGAAGACUAUCACCUCCUACGCGACCAGGGAUGGAUCCACGAUCGCCAACGUGGUGACUACCACCUCCACCCCCGCUCCCGAAGCCAGCUCCCCUUCUCUCAACGGCGAGAAGAGCUCCAGCUCUAGUGGGUUGUCUUCUUCGGACAAGAAGAUCAUCAUCGGUGUUGUGGUGGGUGUCGGUGGUGCCAUCAUCAUCGGUGUUCUGGGCUUGGUCUUCUGGAGAAUCCAGAAGAAGCGCAACGAGCAAUACGGCGAUGAGGACGAUCUGAUGGGUGGCACCGCUGUGGGCUCCGGUCCUCGCGAGAAGGCUCCCAGCCCAUCGGGCAAUACCCCCUUCAAGAACACACUAGACCAGUACCACAACCCUGGUCCUGUCAACGCGGCAUCUAACUUCUAA